AUGUCCCGUAUUUAUAAGUUUUCACAACUAAACUGGGAAAAAAUCGACGGUAGUGAUUAUAUUCAAGCAGUAAUUAAAAAAAGCACAUUAAUCAAGGAACUAAAAGCAGUAGAAGUUGAACUAGAAAAAUAUCAAUUAAUUAAUUCGAGUAAAGAACUACCUUUUGAAAUUGCUGAUGCGACCAAUAUUAACGAAGAUACUCGUUAUCGUUAUCGUUAUUUGGAUUUGCGGCGGCCUCGUAGCAAAAGGCUUUUGCUCCUCAAAAGCCAGUUUUGCCAGGCCGCUCGGAAUUUUCUUCACCAGCAAGGUUUUGUUGACCUGGAAACUCCUAUUUUAGCCCAGAGCUCGCCCGAAGGUGCUAACUGUUUUGUAGUUCCUGCUAAUCUGAAAAACCGCUAUUACACUCUGCCUCAAUCACCCCAAAUCUUUAAGCAGUUGUUAAUGAUGGGGGGAUUUGCUAAAUAUUACCAAAUUGGCAAAAGUUUUCGUAAUGAAGGAGCCCGCAGCAAUCGUCAAAUCGAGUUUUCGCAACUGGACUUAGAAUUAAGUUUUGUCUCCUUAACCCAAAUUAAGCGAAUUAUUGAAAAACUCCUGCGAUUUACUCUUAAAAAAGUUUUUAACUACCAAUUAAAAACCUCUUUUGCUGCUUUAACUUACCAGGAAGUCCAAGAAAAAUACCAAACUGAUAAACCAGAUUUACGCACUACUAACAACCCCCAGGAAUUAAACUUUGAAAUUGAAAAAUAUGAAGCGGCCCGUCACCCUUUUACUUUACCGAAAAAAAAGUAUAUUAAACUCCUACUGAACGGCAAAAUCAACCCGGAAAAAGUCAUGGGUGAAGCACUUGACUUGGUAUGCAAUGGAGAAGAAAUACUGAGUGGUGGUCUCCGUAUUUAUCAACGACCAUUGCAAGAAAAAAUGUUAGAAAUACUAGGUUAUGGACCCCAAGAAAGGGAGAAAAAUUUUGGCUACUUUUUACAAGCCUUAGAAUUUGCGGCUCCGCCCCACGGAGGCAUUGGCCUCGGUAUUGACCGUUUAUUGUCUAUAAUUCUCCAAACUAACAGCCUCAAAGAAUUAAUUGCUUUUCCUAAAAAUAUUGAUGUUGGAGAUAUAGCUAAUCUCCAACAAACUUCGGAGAGCCAAGAAUUAGGGAGAAAUAUCCAAGAAUUAGGGAGAAAUAUCCAAGAAUUAGGGAGAAAAUGUUGUCUACAUCUCGACCAAUUUUCCCAGCCAAAUUGGCCACUACCACCAUCUUCUCGCCCACAAAUAUUUACACCGGGAGCAGCCCAACAAAUUAUCCAUGCUAUUUUUCAUUUUUACCAAGAGAUUGGCCAACUUACGGCUGGCAAAAAAACGCAAAUCGAACGAAAAAUUUUCCCCUUGUUAGCCAAGGAUUAUUACUUUGCUUCUUAUAAUGCACAAGGUCUUGAAAAUUACGUUCAGACCAUAGUUAGCAAGGUGCGCAACCAAGAAGCCCGUGACGAACAUUUUACGGGUUGGACUACUAACCGGCCCGAAAAUACUGUUCUAUUCUUCUUACAGCAAGAAGCCGCCCAUGACCGUGAAUUAGCCCUCGCCCGCCAAAUCUCCUUAAAAACAAUUAAUGACAAUUUAGAAAAACUGCGAAUGAUUAACCCUGACUUAGAAAUAACUAGCCUUGACCCCCCAACUUUAUCCCGACAAUCCACAAUAUCCCAAAUUGAGGAGACUACCGACCAGGCUCAGAAGGUUAUUUUUGAGCACGCUUUCGCCGAAGUAAAAAAUAACCUGCUUUUACUCCAAAGCGUGCUUCCGCUCGGAGUUUACAAUUUUUUGUCAGGCAAAGCAGAACAGGCUAACAGUGUAACCGAAUUGUUAAGGUUAAAUAACAGUGCCCUUCCAGAACUCCAAUAUUUAGAUUAUCAACAAAUAAUUGUUGGAGAAGAAACACCCCAGCAGCAGGAUAUUAAUAUUUUCUUGACCGACCGCUCUCUAAUUUGCGGUCAAAUCUGCCGAUUAUUAGAGCGAAUGGCCGAAGUCGAUAAUUUAAAUGAUGAUUCAGCCACAUGGAGCGAAUUAAGAUUGUUACAAAGCCGAAUUAACAAUUAUUUACACGGUGAAGAAAGCCAAACAAGAGACCGAUUUAGUUUACGGCUACUAACUAACCCCCAAAAUAGUUAUUACGUGGAAAGACGGCAACGUAAGUUAGAAGAAAAAAUUCAGUCUUAUUUGGAAGAAGAGCAAGAAUUUAUUAUCCGCUUAAAAACCGAAUUUAAUGCUCGAGAAUACCAAAAUAACUCCCAACAAAUUGCGGACUUAGUUUAUGAAAUUAACGAAGAAAUCAACUUACAAAAAUUACUCGACCGGGAAAAUUUAGAACAAGCCACUCAAUCUCCGGAGGGAACCGCAAGUUACCAAACCUUAGACCAAUUACUAAAAAAAGAUAGCGAAGAUUGGCAAGAGUUAGAGCGAAUUAACUACGAGUUAGGUCUUUGGCAACAAAGCCCGCAACUUGCUAAUGACGAAGUGGUCGUGCAAAAUUGGGAGCACCGGGAACAAAGGAUUACUAAGCGACGCCAGGAAAUUAACACCAAAAUUGCGGCUAAAAAACAAGAAGCCGAAACUGCCUACUGGCAACAGCAACUUAACAAUUUACUAACCCAAAAGUCCGUAGUUAUUAGUGACCCUUCUCGAAUUAAAACUCUCCAACAAGCAUUAGUCCCCGAACAAUUUGCGAGCGACGAGAAUGGCAUUAAUCAGAAAGAGGUUUGGAGUAAACCAGAAAAUCAAUUAGCCAUCCAAGAAGCCGUCCAAGGACUAGAAAAAUAUUAUCAGGCCUUUCAACAAUUACGAGAAAUAUUAAACCAAGCCGACGAGUUAAUUAGCAAUAGUGAAGAUUGGGAGGAAUUAAACCGAACGGCUAAAAAAAUUGACGGCUGGCCUAACCAAGGAGUUUACCAAAAAAAUGCGGUAGAAGUUUGGCAAGACCAAGUAAAAAACCGAUUAGAAGCAAUUGAAGAAAAAUUAUUCGGCUUACAGGUUGUGGACCAAGUUAACCAGGGUGCUAUUGAGCCUGAGGCUCCAAAAGCCGAUAUUCCGCUCGAAUCAGCCGAAGAAAUUAGCCGACUAAAAGCCCUGGUUGAAAAUCCAAUCCUAACCACCGAAAUUAAAUACGAAACACCAC
Messenger RNA from Racocetra persica, 3163 nucleotides. The record is from the annotation of a GenBank genome assembly. Lineage: Eukaryota; Fungi; Glomeromycota; Glomeromycetes; Diversisporales; Gigasporaceae.